Gopherus flavomarginatus (Mexican gopher tortoise) is the source of this 4522-nucleotide messenger RNA. Its product is annotated as gastrula zinc finger protein XlCGF52.1-like. The coding region runs from base 373 to 1755 and encodes 460 amino acids. Gene Ontology annotation, biological process: regulation of transcription by RNA polymerase II. The transcript has 4 exons. Gene Ontology annotation, cellular component: nucleus. Lineage: Eukaryota; Metazoa; Chordata; Testudines; Testudinidae. Gene Ontology annotation, molecular function: DNA-binding transcription activator activity, RNA polymerase II-specific; RNA polymerase II cis-regulatory region sequence-specific DNA binding. The record is from RefSeq and is a predicted model, not a curated record.
UUCUCUCUUCCUCCUGGCUGCUCUAGGCAAGGUGGGGUGGGACUCUGUGAACAUGUGCCUCCUGGAGCUUCUAUUUCCCUGGUGCUGCUGUUCCGUGAAUAGUGGGGUUGUGAGUGGGGCAGCAGGUCCUGAGUGUUGGACUCUUUCUUUUUCAGGAUCCGGUGACUUUUGAGGAGGUGUCUGUGUAUUUCACUAGGGAGGAAUGGGCUCUUCUGGACCCUGUUCAGAGAGCCCUCUACAGGGAAGUCAUGCAGGAGAACUAUGAGACGGUGACCUCGCUGGAGACAAGAGAAUGACUGUCACCCAGGGCUUCCCAGAGGAUUCAGGAGACCUGAGGUCUUCGGUGUAGGGUUUCCAGUUUCCAAACCUGAUAUGAUCUCCCAGGUGGAACGAGGGGAAGAGCCGUGGGUCCCAGACCUCCAGGGCUCUGAGAAAGAAGUGCUUCCAAGAGCUGCUUGCACAGGUAGUGACCUGUGUCUGGAUUCUCUCUGUCUCCCAUCAGAUGAUGGGAUGGUGAGUGAGAAUGAGGAGGAGAAACCCCAUCAGGAAGAUGCUGAGCGAAGAGAAGCACAUGGAAUGUUAUCAGGAAGAUCCAAAGAGAAUGUUUCCAGGAGUUGUGCACUCCCAGAAAAAACAGAAGCCUGUGAGACUCAGGGGAGGCCAAAGGGAAACUUGAGUAGCCUCUCAGACCUUAUAAGAAGCGGCAGAAUCAACUUGGAAGAGACACGCUACAGGUGCCAUGAGUGUGGGAAAAGCUUCAAUUGGAGCUCUACCCUUGUCAGACAUCGCAGAAUCCACACAGGAGAGACGCCUUAUACGUGCACUGAGUGUGGGAAAAGCUUCAGUCAGAGCUCAAACCUUAUCAUGCAUCAGAUAAUCCACACGGGAGAGAAGCCUUACACGUGCACUGAGUGUGGGAAAAGCUUUAACUGGAGCUCUACCCUGAAUGCACAUCGUAGAAUCCACACAGGAGAGACGCCCUACACAUGCGCUGAGUGUGGGAAAAACUUUAGUUGGCGCUCAGACCUUAUCACACAUCAGAGAAUCCACACGGGAGAGACGCCCUACACAUGCUCUGAGUGUGGAAAAAACUUUAGUUGGCGCUCAGACCUUAUCAAACAUCAGAGAAUCCACACGGGAGAGAAGCCCUACACAUGCUCAGAGUGCGGGAAAAGCUUCAGUCGGAGCUCACAUCUUAUCACACAUCAGAGAAUCCACACAGGAGAGAAGCCCUACACAUGCUCAGAGUGCGGGAAAAGCUUCAGUCGGAGCGCACACCUUAUCGGACAUCAGAGAAUCCACACAGGAGAGACGCCUUACACGUGCACUGAGUGUGGAAAAAACUUUAGUUCGCGCUCAGACCUUAUCAAACAUCAGAGAAUCCACACGGGAGAGAAGCCUUACACGUGCACUGAGUGUGGAAAAAGCUUCAGUCAGCGCUCAGACCUUAUCAAACAUCAGAGAAUCCACACGGGAGAGACGCCCUACACAUGCUCAGAGUGCGGGAAAAGCUUCAGUCAGAGCUCACAUCUUAUCACACAUCAGAGAAUCCACACGGGAGAGACGCCCUACACAUGCUCAGAGUGCGGGAAAAGCUUUAGAUGGAGCUCAAACCUUAUCAGACAUCAGAGAAUCCACACAAGGGAGAAGCCCUACACAUGCUCUGAGUGCGGGCAAAGCUUCAAUCAGCGCUCAAGGCUCAUUAGACAUCAGAAAAUGCACAGAAGAGAGAAUUGUAAUAAAUCCCUUGACUAGUGUUGGCAAAAACGAAAUUUUUUAAAAAAAAUCACAUUAGCUAAUUCGCACAUAGUGAUUUUUGCAUUGUCUUCACCGUGGUGUCUCAGCUCCACCAGAUAAGAUGCCGCCUUCUGCCUUUUGCAGCUCAUCCUUCUUUGGGGUCAGUCCUAUGAUCUUUUCUAUCAACUCCUUUCCUUUUGAGUCAUAGGAGUGUGUAUCCCUCCAGCUAGGAAUGUUCAUGAGUUCCAAGUUGGGGAGAGAGGUUUGAUCCCAACAAGCUACACUGAGGCAAAAACUACCUGUGCCUUCCAUCCACUAGGAAUGUACAUGGCGUUAGCUGCUCAAGUUAGUGAUCUUGGUGUAAAAAGUUGUAGUGCAGAUGCAGCCCAGGUGCAGUGGUUGGCAUUAGCUUUCCCCUUGACCUGACCUAAACUCCAUCACUUUUCCUAGUCUAAACUAACCCUGAGCAUCAUGGUUAUCCUGUUCCCCCAUUUCAAAGCAAUUCUUAGUCAUCGAGUUCUCCCUUGGGGAACAAAUUGUUUCAUUCCCAGUUGUUCUGAUGUUGCUUCAGGUUGUGCUGGAGAGCAGAUAUUUUCAUUAUUAUUUUCCGCACUUAAAAUGUAUUGAACUAUAACAAAGAGCAGGAAGAGGGCAGGGAUAGGGAAAAAAGUCAUUUCCUCCUCUGUAACAACAGACAUAGUUAGGGUAAGUCAGAGGGAGUCCCUUAUUCCCCAUCACUGUCCUCCUUCAAUCCGUGCUAGAACCUCAGAAUCCUUUUCCUUUCCCCAGUUGUGGGAUGGGAGACUUCCAAAAGUGCUCCCUGUGCUAUAGCACAUGGCUAAGCUCAGAGAAUAAACCCCAAAUCUCCCCUGAGCUUUGCUUUUUGAAUUCUGUAUUUCCGAUUGCUUCAAGCCUGGGCAUUGUGAUUAUUAACCAGUUUCUCUAGCAUUGUUCCUACCACUGUUUCUGUAACAUUGUUUUUUAUGGGACAGGGUUGUUAUUCCUUUGACUAACCCCAACCUGGAAGGCCAGGGUGUCUGUUUUCUCUGGCCCCUCCCCACAGACAAAUCUGACAGGGUUGAACCUGCCUGGAGCAAACAAAAAGCCCCACCGGUCACACACACGAAGCAGAUAGACAUACACAAGACACAGAAGAAACUGAAUAAGUUGAGCUAUCAACAUUUCCACUUUCCCACAGCAUGUUAGUUCUGAAGCUUGUUUUAAUUUCUUUUUUUUCUUAGAACCAUAACUGGGGAAAGAGAACACUGGAGUGAGUGGAAUUACAGCAGGAAAGGAUAAGUCUCAUGAUUCGUCACUAACCAAAGGCUUUGUAAACAGAGCGAUAAUGUUACUGAAUGGUCUGGCUAACCCUGCAGUUAGAAACAAUCAGCUCUAUGGGUGGUAAAUUGACAGGCUUUGCUGCUGAUCAUGAAAUAGCAGGUGUUGAAAGGUAAUAUACUUCUAUUUCAAUGCCUCUGGAAGUACAGAAAACAGUGAUCUGUGUUAAUGACAAGUUGCCAUUUCUCAGUGCCACAAUUUCUAUUGUGUGUGUACAGGAAGGUUUGAAUGUGUAGCAGGUAGUUUGAUAAAGCUUAGCUAUUUUAUGUAUGUAACAGACUCCUGGCCACCUCCAGCAGAGGUUUCAGUCACGUACUAUGGCAACUUACUGAAUGUCACGCAAAUUAGUCCAUUCCUCCCCAUAGUCAGUCUCUGAUGGGAAUGUUAGAAUGAGGCAGAGAAGUGGGAGAGUAUCGCAGUAGGAAUACAUUAAAAAGUGGGAUUAAUCAGAGCUGGGAUGCAGACAGAGCCUGUUCUACAGCUGGUGAUGUGCUAGGGGGACACUCCCACUAGUGCAGGCUCUGAAAUAAUGGCAGAAGCAGAUCGAAGAGAAUGAGCUCCUGUGCGAGCUAUGGGCAGCUGCCCUGUCAGUGCACCACUCACCUGGCAGGUGUUACACAAAACACAGCACUUCCCCUCUGGAAGAGAAACACGUCUCCCCGCUGCCACCACUUCAUUAUACUGUCCAUGAGGCUGUUUGUCCUGCAGGACUUUGAUCUCUUUGGGUGGUCCAUGGUGAAUCAUAAAAGAGCAGGAGUCAUCCCAAUGGAAAUCUCUUCACUUCUUUCUUAGUGUUACCUUCUUAGCCCUGGCUUUGGAGAUGACAUUAGCCUUAUCCUGUCUUGAUUUUAGGUAGGAUUUUGAUCACCUUCUGGGGCUUGGCAGCUUACAACUUUUGAGGGCUUUUCUCUGCCUUUUUGGUCCCCGCUGCAGUCAGUACAUGCUAGACAUGGGCAUGGUGACUUUCCUGGGGAUCUUGACAGCUUUAGCCAGCUUCUUGGGGGCUAUUUUCCUGCUCACAGCCACUGUCAUCUUCUCAUGCCUUGUUCUGGAGGCCCAGCUGCUGGUUGAAUGGGAAGGAGCCAAAGUGCUGGUGACUUUAUCCUGCACCAAGUUGCCUUUGCUCAUCAGACUCCUGAACUCCAACUGGACGUGGCUCUUGUUCUUCUGCACAGCACAGCCCUGGACAGGAGGGAUCUGCAAAUGUACAUUCCUAUGAUCGCUUUGUUUAAUGGAUGAAAACAUAAACUCUACACUUAGAGGAUUGGAACUGCUUUCAGCUGAUGGUCAGCUUGGCUAGAUUUUUAUUCAUUUGGACAGUGAAAUGUUGAGUGUUUACAUUCAUUUCAAGCAUCCCUGUAUAGUGGAGCUCCUGAACAUAAUGGAGAAUGGAAAUGAAAAUGUUUUCCCUUUUUUCAAAAAUAAAAAUAAAAAAAUAAGAGGCUUA